UUGGGAGAAAAAAGUUUGGUAAUACAGUCUCAGGUUUUUAAUAGGUAGGGAUCCCAGAAGCAGGAAUAAAAGGAGUGAGGUUUAUAUGGAGUGGGGCUGACUUAUCCACCUGAUCAAAAUUAAGGUACAUGAGAGAUCCAGGGCUUGUAGAGACAAUUCACAAGAAGUGGCUGAAUCUCACACACUUUUGGAAAGAGUGGAAUUUCAAGGUAUUAAAUUUUAGAGAAAUGGCUUUCAUUCGUUUGGAUGUCAGAUGCCUAUAUGCCAUUCUUAUUUGCACAGCAUUUGGCUCUACUUUGUCUUCAAACACUGAGAUAAAAGUUAAUCCUCCUGAGGAUUUUGAGAUAGUGGAUCCUGGAUAUUUAGGUUAUCUCUAUUUGCAAUGGCAACCUCCACUGUUUCUGGAUAAUUGUGAGGAACACACAGUAGAAUAUGAAUUAAAAUACCGAAACAUUGAUAGUGAAAACUGGAGGACCAUCAUCACUAAGAAUCUCCUUUACAAAGACGGGUUUGAUCUUAACAAAGGCGUUGAAGCAAAGAUACAUACAGUUCUACAAGGGCAAUGUACAAAUGGAUCUGAAGUUCAGAGUUCAUGGUCAGAAGCUAGUUAUUGGACAUCACCUCAAGGAAAUCUGGAAACUAAAAUUCAGGAUAUGGAUUGUAUAUAUUACAACUGGCAAUAUUUACUGUGCUCUUGGAAACUUGGCAUGGAUGUCAACUUUGAUACCAAUUACUACUUGUUUUACUGGUAUGAGGGCUUGGACCAUGCCUUACAGUGUUCUGAUUACAUUGAAGAUAAUGGGAAAAAUAUUGGAUGCAAGUUUUCCUAUUUGGAGGAACCAGACUAUAAAAAUUUCUACAUCUGUGUUAAUGGAUCAUCAAAAUCCCAGCUUAUCAGACCCAGCUAUUUCAUUUUACAGCUUCAAAAUAUAGUUAAACCUUUGCCACCAGACUAUCUUAAUAUUAUUGUGAAGAAGUCAGAGGAUAUUAACCUGGAAUGGAACAUACCUGAAGGACCCAUUCCAGCAAAUUGUUUCAUUUAUGAAAUUAAGUUCACAGAAGAUAAUACUACCUGGAUGGCUACCACAUUUGAAAAUGAAAUGUAUGUCACAAGAACAUCAAAUGACAGCCAAGAAAUAUGCUUUUUAGUGAGAAGCAAAAUGAAUGUUUAUUGCACAGAUGAUGGAAUUUGGAGUGAAUGGAGUGAAAUAGAAUGCUGGAGAGGUGUCCGGCAGGAGGAAAUCUUAGCUUUCUUGAUACCAUUUGCUUUUAUCUUAUUUUUAAUUUUGGUAAUAACUUGUCUGCUUGUGUCUAAGCAAAAAGCUUUACAGAAAAUGAUUUUGCAGAAAACACAAGAAGUUUUUCCUCGUCAAGAGACAAUCUGUUGACUCAGUCAUUUCGUCUUAUGCCAAAUGUUAACAAUGAGUCUUAUUGAACUGAAUUUUCUCUACAAGUGUUGAAUAAAUCUGAUUAUAAAGGCAUUGUUGUAUUUAAGUAUUUAGAGCAUUCAAAGCCUCAACUAGCAGUAAAUUUUCUAGAUACUGUGUACAUGGUUUUUCCUUAUUAAUCCAUGGUGAGAUUGCUGCACAUACAGAAGUCAAGGGAUGGGCCAGAUUCUAUUCAGUGAUGUAUUAAAUGUUAGCAGCAGACAUACGGCACCAGGCAUUAACCUCAGUUCUUGAGUUCUGGCUAAGAAGAAAGAAUUCAGAACCAAGAUUCAAAUUAUAACAGAAAGUUUAGAGUAUCACAGGAGUAGUAGAAGGGCCUUUGGCACUUAGGAGAAAGAGGGAGAGAUAAGAGCUUUGGAUAUGCCCCAGAAAAGAGAGAGAGUGCCCGUGUCCUGAGGAAGAUGGGGGUGAGGAACCACAGGGUAUGUUCCAUAGAGAGAGCCAUGCUGGACCUUCAUCCUCAGGGCUUUUAUUUGAGGUCUCAGUGGAGGAUCUCAAUAGAAUAAUCAUCAGCUUUCCAGGAGUGUCCCUCAAGUCUUUGCCUCCACUGAUUGGGUGGCACUAGGGGAGGGGAUCAUUAGUCAAUGAAGCUGGUCCUGGUGUCAGCCACAGCAACUCUCCCCCUGGUUUUGCUGCUUUACUGGGCCUGGAGCUGAAACAGAGCUGAGGCCUGGAUAUCAUCUCCAGUGGUUAAUGCUUGAGGGAGUGGUUGCCCGUUGCUAGGCACCCAG
Myotis daubentonii (Daubenton's bat) is the source of this 2179-nucleotide messenger RNA. RefSeq names its product interleukin 13 receptor subunit alpha 2 (gene IL13RA2). Gene Ontology annotation, cellular component: external side of plasma membrane; membrane. The record is from RefSeq and is a predicted model, not a curated record. Lineage: Eukaryota; Metazoa; Chordata; Mammalia; Chiroptera; Vespertilionidae. Gene Ontology annotation, molecular function: protein binding; cytokine receptor activity. Gene Ontology annotation, biological process: cytokine-mediated signaling pathway.